Messenger RNA from Bombina bombina (fire-bellied toad), 108 nucleotides. RefSeq names its product RNA-binding protein 25-like. The annotation marks the transcript as partial. NCBI's taxonomy places the organism in Eukaryota, Metazoa, Chordata, Amphibia, Anura, Bombinatoridae. The transcript has 2 exons. The record is from RefSeq and is a predicted model, not a curated record.
AGGAGAGAGAGAGAAGAGAGAGAGCGAGAGAGGAGAGAGAGAGCGAGAGAGAGAGGAGAGAGAGGGGAGAGCGAGAGAGAGGGGAGAGCGAGAGAGAGAGCGAGAGAG